Messenger RNA from Nicotiana tabacum (common tobacco), 1161 nucleotides. RefSeq names its product protein RER1A-like. NCBI's taxonomy places the organism in Eukaryota, Viridiplantae, Streptophyta, Magnoliopsida, Solanales, Solanaceae. Gene Ontology annotation, cellular component: Golgi membrane. The record is from RefSeq and is a predicted model, not a curated record. Gene Ontology annotation, biological process: protein retention in ER lumen; retrograde vesicle-mediated transport, Golgi to endoplasmic reticulum.
AACAGAUAACCAAAAAGAAAAAGAAAAAGAAAAAGAAGAAAGAGAGGGAGGGAGAACGAAAGGACGGAUAUAUUGUGAAGCAGAGGUAGAGAGGGGCCGUAGCGUACUAUCCAAUCACCAAUACAAAGCAAAAUAGAUCCUUCGCCGCUAUCAGUCAUCGACGAUCGUAUUUUCUCCCGCCCAAAUCCUCAUAUACUUAAGUCCUUCGGCGAAGGAUUGUAGAGUUGAGUUUUUAUGGAGAGAGUUGGAGGUGAUGGUGCCUCGGCAGCUGCAGCAUUUAACCAACGGAGUCAUGAACUCUCACAAACUUUCCAGUACUAUUUAGAUAAAACUGUUCCUCAUGCUCCCUAUAGGUGGAUUGGAACCUUUGUCUUAGCAUUUGUUUAUGCCCUGCGGGUUUAUUAUCUUCAAGGAUUCUACAUUGUUACCUAUGGUUUGGGCAUCUACAUACUCAAUUUGCUGAUUGGUUUUCUAUCGCCUCUUGCUGACCCUGAACUGGAACCAUCAGAUGGACCUUUGUUGCCAACUAAAGGUUCAGACGAAUUCAAGCCUUUCAUACGUCGCCUUCCAGAGUUCAAGUUCUGGUAUGCCAUAACAAAGGCUUUCUGUGUUGCAUUUAUGAUGACAUUCUUCUCUUUAUUUGAUGUUCCCGUGUUCUGGCCUAUAUUGCUCUGCUAUUGGAUUGUUCUUUUUGUCCUUACAAUGAAGCGGCAAAUUAUGCACAUGAUCAAAUACAAAUACAUCCCGUUCAACCUUGGAAAGCAGAAGUACUCUGGGAAAAGGCCAUCAGCAAGUGGCAGCAGCCCCAGAGCAGACUGAACUAUUGCGGGUUUUUUUUCAAAAUUAAAUGGAGGAAGAAAUAGGCCAAAAGGGGAAAAGAAUGGAUGAAGUUGUUCCAUAGUUUUUUCUUUAUGGGAUUUGUAUCUACAUUCUACUCUGACCUGAAUUCGGAGUUACCAAAAUGUAGUUUGUUAGUGAUUGUUUAGUUGUUUUUCCUUUUCUCUCAGAUUUAAUACUUGUACUUGCUGAAAUAGUCUAAUCUGGUACAUGUAACAACUAGAUUUGCAGUUCUGGUAGCCAUAGUUGAUUGGAAAAUGGAGAUCUAUUGUAGUUACUUGCAGUGAAUCUUAUUAGCAUAUGAAAUUACAUUCUUUAGUGCUC